GAGUCAAGCUCCUAGAACAUGGAGUCCCGUGGUGAGGAGAACUCGGAAUUCAUGCGCAAGGCUUCCGAUACUAGUCCCUCCAACAAGAGCUUGUCUGAACGAGAAUCCCAAGAAAGCAAUCUAGAGGAUGAAGAUGCCCGUUUAGCCGCCCUGUCGUUUAGCUGCAGCGAUCCGCUUUACGAAGCAAAGGCUCAGUUGUUGAACGAGGCUAUCCUCGACAUCGGCAUGGGACGGUAUCAAUGGCAGCUGUUCAUAGUCAUUGGGUUCGGCUGGGCCAGCGAUAACCUUUGGCCCAUAGUUACUUCUCUCAUCUUUACGCCCGUGAGAAACGAGUUCUCGCCCAGCCACCCGCCUUUGCUUACCCUUGCGCAGAAUCUGGGGUUGCUGGCCGGGGCGAUCUUCUGGGGGUUUGGCUGCGAUAUAUAUGGUCGACGCUGGGCGUUCAAUCUCACCAUUGGCAUCACCGCAGUGUUUGGGCUCGUGGCUGCGAGCUCGCCGAACUUCGCGGCCAUCGCGGUCUUCGCAGCGCUAUGGUCCUUCGGGGUCGGCGGGAAUCUCCCGGUUGAUUCUGCGAUAUUUCUCGAGUUCUUGCCGUCAUCUCACCAGUUCCUACUCACCGUUUUGUCUGUCGAUUGGGCGCUUGCGCAAGUCGUGGGUAAUCUUGUCGCCUGGCCUCUCCUGGGGAACUUAACCUGCCAGGAAGACAAUGAAAAAUGCACCCGGUCUGAAAACGCAGGAUGGAGAUAUUACUUGAUAACUGUAGGUGGGCUUUCGAUGGUUAUGUUUUUCAUCCGAUUCGCUUGUUUUACCAUCUUUGAAUCCCCAAAGUAUCUCAUGGGUAGGGGCAAAGACGAAGACGCCGUCCGGGUGGUUCACGAGGUGGCGCGGCGAAAUGGGAGAGAAUCAUCACUCACUCUCGAAGCGCUGACUAGUCUGGGACACGGCACCACACAGAGGGAGGGAGCUCGGGUCGCACUGCAACGAAAAUUAGAGAAACUUGACUCCAGCCACCUUAAAUCCCUCUUUGCGACUCCCAGGCUGGCCUGGUCAACUUCUCUAAUCACCUUGAUCUGGGCGUUAAUCGGCCUCGGAUUCCCUCUCUACAACGCGUUUCUACCCUAUAUCCAAUCCACCCGCGGCGCCAAUUUCGGCGACGGCUCCACCAACAUCACGUACCGCAACUCACUAAUCAUCGCUAUCCUCGGCAUCCCAGGGUGUUUCAUUGGCGGCUCCCUCGUCGAAACCCGAUCCCUGGGCAGGAGGGGAACCCUCGGCCUCUCAACCACGCUCACAGGAAUAUUCCUCCUCGCGUCCACCACCGCGACGACAUCCAACGCUCUCCUGGGUUGGAACUGCGCCUACAGCUUCAUGAGCAGUAUCAUGUACGCGGUUCUGUACGCGUACACGCCGGAGAUAUUUCCGACCAAGGAUCGCGGCACGGGCAAUGCGCUGACGGCGGCAGCUAAUAGGAUUUUCGGCGUCCUGGCGCCUGUUGUCGCAAUGCUUACGGACCUGGACACUGCAGUUCCCGUUUAUAUGAGCGGUGCGCUGUUCAUUAUCGCGGGGGCUUUGGCGAUAGUACUGCCGUUUGAAUCUCGGGGGAGGGCUAGUUUGUAGGCGAAGCAAAAACUGCUGGUAGUACCGGUAGCAGUAGCGGUACCGGUAUCCGCUGGGCAAUGCGAUGUUCGUCUGGUUAAUAAGCAUGCUUUCUAUAUUUCGAGGCGCUGAAUGUGAUAUUUUUUUGAUGCAUCUUCAUGUCCAUCCUAUGCAUUUUAGAUUCUGAACAAGCUUCUUCUUUUAUUCAAGUUGGGCCGGGAUAGAAUGGGAAAUUCGCGGCUCUGGCAAACUCGAGGAAACGUGUGUUCAUACGUUGUUCGCCACUUUUACUCGCUUUGGUGGCUGUUUUAGCGCUCAAGACUCUAGAGUUAGAAAGGGGCAACUACCUUUCGCUUGAGGUUUUUUAUUUUUAUUUAUUUAUUUAUUUAUUUUCAUUUUAUAUGUUUGUUUCAUUAUUUUUGUUCCAUUAUUUUAGAGAUUAGAACUGAGCUGCCCUUUUCUCUUUCGGUC
Histoplasma capsulatum G186AR is the source of this 2067-nucleotide messenger RNA. Its product is annotated as membrane transporter. The record is from RefSeq and is a predicted model, not a curated record. Gene Ontology annotation, biological process: transmembrane transport. The transcript has a single exon. Gene Ontology annotation, molecular function: transmembrane transporter activity. The coding region runs from base 19 to 1617 and encodes 532 amino acids. Gene Ontology annotation, cellular component: membrane. Lineage: Eukaryota; Fungi; Ascomycota; Eurotiomycetes; Onygenales; Ajellomycetaceae.